Molecule: messenger RNA, 2962 nt
Organism: Xyrauchen texanus (razorback sucker)
Lineage: Eukaryota; Metazoa; Chordata; Actinopteri; Cypriniformes; Catostomidae
Product: adenylyl cyclase-associated protein 2-like
Exons: 13
Coding region: 135-1553 (472 amino acids)
Biological process (GO): regulation of adenylate cyclase activity; cytoskeleton organization; cell morphogenesis
Cellular component (GO): cytoplasm
Molecular function (GO): adenylate cyclase binding; actin binding
Source: RefSeq, a predicted model, not a curated record
CCGGCUGCUCAGUUGAAUGGCAGCGGGGAGAGCUGGGACACCAAGAGCAGACCUGCAUAGCCGAUCCACAUCAAAGCUUUUUCUCAAGAAAGUGUGAGAAAAAGACCCGGAUCCCUUAUCAGAGGACUGUUGCUAUGGAAGCACUGGUUGAGCGACUGGAGCAGGCUGUGAUUCAUCUGGAGGCCGUGGCCAUCAAAUUGCAGAACUAUCCUGUGGGCUUAGUCAAUGGUGACAUCAACAGCAUAAUGAAUGGAGGUGAAUCCCUGUGCAUGGAGGCCUUUGACCAGUUGCUAAAUGGCCCAGUGUCUGAAUACAUGAAGACCAGCACAGCUAUUGGUGGAGAUGUGGUAAAACAUGCAGAAAUUGUUAACAGUGCCAUGCAGGUCCAGCGUACCUUCCUUAAAAUGGCCACCACACACCAGGAGCCAGCAAAGAUUGAGCUGACCGACCUCCUCAGGCCCCUCUCAGAAAAGAUCCAAGAGGUCCAGAAUUUCCGGGAGAAGAACCGCGGUAGCAGCCUGUUCAAUCACCUGUCUGCAGUGAGCGAGAGCAUUGCUGCGCUAGGCUGGGUGGCUGUGUGUCAAAAACCAGGGCCUUAUGUGAAGGAGAUGAGUGAUGCUGCAAUGUUCUACACGAACAGAGUGCUGAAAGACUACAAAGACAAUGACCUUUGUCAUGUCGAGUGGGUGCAUUCCUAUCUGAGCAUCUGGACUGAACUGCAGACCUACAUUAAGGAGCACCACACCACUGGACUCGUCUGGAACAAGACUGGUCCUGUAGCCCAUCCCCCUCCUUUCACCCCUCCUUCAGAUGGCCCCUGUCCUCCACCUCCACCACCAGGACCUCUUCCAAUGUUCAUGGAGAACAGUCCUAAAUCAGAUGACUCAGCAGCCCAACACUCAGUUCUGUUUGCACAGCUCAACCAGGGAGAGGCCAUCACUAAAGGUUUAAAGCAUGUGUGUGAUGAGCAGAAGUCCCAUAAGAACCCGGCGUUGCGCUCUCAGGGAAGGACACACCAGGGUUCUCCAGCCAAAUGUCAGAACUCCAGCUCGUCUGCCUGUGCACCUGCCAAGAAACAUUCCCCUGUGCUGGAGCUGGAAGGAAAGAAGUGGAGGGUGGAGUACCAAGAACAGGCUCAUGACCUGGUGAUAGAAGAGACGGAGCUCAAACAGGUGGUUUAUAUCUUUGGUUGUAGCAGUUCCACACUCCAGAUCAAAGGCAAAGUCAACUCCAUUAUUGUUGAUAACUGUAAGAAGCUUGGACUUGUGUUUGACAAUGUUGUGGGCAUUGCUGAAAUCAUCAACUCCAAAGACGUUCAACUUCAGGUAUUGGGAAAAGUUCCUACCAUUUCCAUUAACAAGACUGAGGGGUGCCAUGUCUACUUAAGCAAGGACUCACUUGACUGUGAGAUUGUCAGUGCCAAGAGCUCUGAAAUGAACAUUCUUGUUCCUGAGGGAGAAGAUGAUUAUAGGGAGUUUCCCGUUCCUGAGCAGUUUAUAACGGUUUGGGACGGAUCCUGUCUGGUGACAGAGCCCACGAAGAUUGCUGGUUGAUUCCUCACCUCCUCCAGCUCAUCUUCAUCCUACCCAGAACUCUUCGUGCACUUUCAUUGUAUCACACUGUUAGCUAAGACUUAAGAACUUAUAUAUGGUUGUGAGAGCUGUAGUUGUAGGGUCAGACUAUUAAAAUGAAGAGCACAAUAUUUACAAAUUAUGCCCCGCCCCGCCCCGCCCCCGCCCCUGUUCUUGGAUAUAUUUCACCUUUAUAUUGUGCAAGUUGAUGGCACCAUUAUUUAAUGCCAUCAAAGCAAAACUGUAUGUCAGUGAAUGCUGUUUAAGAAGUUAUUUGUUAUUUAAUUUUCUGACAUUUUUGGGUUGAUGGCAUUAUUUCUCAGUUAAAUACAUCAUGGUUCUUUGCAGUAAUAUAAUUACAAUUUGAUAAAGCACUAAGGGGGUCAAUUUAUUUUAUUAAAGGCACUGUAUUUCCAAAUGAAUUCAUUCACUUAUUUGAUGGCGACUGUUUUCUCAAAAUGUAAGAUUAAGUCUGGUUGCAGAUUGAACAGAAUUACAAUUCUGAUUUACUCACCUGUAGAGGCUGUAAACUUAAUUUUAAGGGGAAAUGGUCAUUUGUGUUUUGUGCCAUCUGGUUUGACAUUUCAUAUUGUUUACAGAUCCCAGAUUCAGUUAAUACACUUUUUAAACAUUUUAAAUAAGCAUGUUAAUCUUUUAAAUUAAAUUCAGUGGCAUGAUAAUCUUGUAUCUGCAGGUUUCGGACACAGACUAGGUGCAAAUGUGGACAGAAAAUAAACACAAUCAAGACACUUUUUAUUCUAAGAGUGUGAUAAAUGAAUGAGUGGCUUUAUGGGUAUUUUUUUUAAUAAGAUUUUAUAUUAUUUUAAUAUAGUUUAAAACCCAGCAUGCUUAAUUUUGUCUCUUUAAAAUUUGUUCAUUAUCUCAGACCAGCCAUUUCUGAAAUUUCCACCUGAUUUCCUGUAAGUCAAAAUGAUUUGUAUUGACUGGCACCCCAGAUGUCAUUCAGUACCAUCAGGAGAGUAGCGACAUUGUGCCAUGUUGUCACAGAAAUAAAUUAAAUAAAGCUCAUUAUUGGGUAAAGAAUGCAAACAAAGUACGUUUGUUUCAUAGAUAAUGUUUGCACUCUCAUUUUCACAACUGUCUGUAAAUGUACAUGAUUUAAGUGUUCAACAGGAACGUCUUGAACAUGUGCUUCAGCUCAUUUUGAAUGAAUGCAACAUGUGUUAAUAUGUAGCGUUCUUCAGUCCUUAAAAGGGAAUAAUUAUGUUACAUUUGUUUGGUCAGUGAACAGCCUCCAUUUAACUAAACAUUACUGAAAUGCAAUAUACAGAGUACACUUUGUGUACACUGUAUUAAAUUGCAUGCCUUAAAUUGUACUUUACCAUUACCGAAGUAUGUAUUCAUUACCAUAUUUGAUCAAAUAAAGUAAU